AGACUCUUGUAAAGUUAAGAUGAUCAUUCUUGAAACAUAUCUCUUUUUCUCUCACACAGCAAUGGCGCAAUUGUGUAAUGAAAUGGUUAAUCAUUCAUGCAACAAAGCAUUAUAUAAAUCGUGACUUUUUAUAUACAUAUUUUUUACUGCUUCCCUUGCCCUUUUUUUUAUUUAUUCUUUCUUUUUAUCUUUUUAAAAAACAUGGUUCUCAGACUUGGUGACACUGCUCCUGACUUUGAAGCAAAGACAACUAAAGGUGAUAUCAAAUUUCACGAAUUUAUUGGUGAUAAAUGGACUAUUCUCUUUUCUCAUCCUGCUGAUUUUACGCCUGUAUGCACUACCGAACUUGGCCUUGUCGCUGCUCUUCAAGAUGAAUGGGAUAAGCGUAACGUGAAGGUGAUUGGCCUCUCUGCCAAUGGUCUUGACGAACACGAAAAAUGGAUUGCUGAUAUUAAUGAAAUUAGCCAUGUUCAGCUCAAUUUCCCCUUGAUUGCUGAUGCUGAUCGUAAGGUCUCUGAGCUAUAUGACAUGUUGGAUCAUCAGGAUGCAACCAAUGUGGAUGCAAAGGGUAUUCCAUUUACUAUUCGCUCCGUCUUUAUCAUUGAUCCUAAAAAGACAAUCCGAUUGAUACUCACUUACCCUGCCUCUACUGGUCGUAAUUUUGAUGAGAUAUUGCGUGUGGUCGAUUCUCUUCAGUUGGGUGACAAGCACCGUAUUACCACUCCUGGUAACUGGAAGAAGGGUGACGAUGUCAUCGUUCAUCCUUCAGUCUCUACCGAAGAAGCUCAAAAACUAUUCCCCAAGGGUGUCAAGGUCAUCAAACCUUAUUUACGUUUAACCCCUUCUCCCUUUUAAAUAUCAAUAUACAUGUCAUGUUCUAUUUAACUAUUAUUCGAUUUUUGAUUGGAUCAUUUCAUUUGUUGCAUAAUGAUCUAGAGUCGACGUAAGCGGUUUAGUGUGUUUUGCUCAUCUUUUAUGUCAUUUGUAUAUGUGUGUCCUUUUU
Rhizopus microsporus ATCC 52813 is the source of this 1003-nucleotide messenger RNA. RefSeq names its product thioredoxin-like protein. Gene Ontology annotation, molecular function: peroxiredoxin activity. The record is from RefSeq and is a predicted model, not a curated record. Gene Ontology annotation, cellular component: mitochondrion; cytosol. The transcript is spliced from 4 exons. Gene Ontology annotation, biological process: cell redox homeostasis; cellular oxidant detoxification. Bases 202 to 855 code for a protein of 217 amino acids. Lineage: Eukaryota; Fungi; Mucoromycota; Mucoromycetes; Mucorales; Rhizopodaceae.